Molecule: messenger RNA, 1532 nt
Organism: Cyanistes caeruleus (blue tit)
Lineage: Eukaryota; Metazoa; Chordata; Aves; Passeriformes; Paridae
Source: RefSeq, a predicted model, not a curated record
UGCCCGCCCCGGGGUGGGCGCUGGAGCCCCCUUAAAGCCUCCUGCCACAAAGAGCCUUCCCCAGACCCGCCGGCUCCCCGAGCUCCCGGCAGCACCGCAGCUCAGAGAAGCAGGGAUGUCAGACACGGAGGAGGUCACCGAGGAGUAUGAGCAGGAGCAGGAAGAGGAGUGCGUGGAGGAAGAAGAGGAAGAAUGGAUAGAGGAAGACGACGGCCAGGAGGAGCAGGUAGAGGAGGAGGAGGAGGAGACCAAAGAAACCAAGGCAGAAGAACAAGAAGAUGAAACAAAAGCAGCAGGAGAAGGUGGAGAGGGAGAGCGGGAGCAGGAGCCUGGGGAAGGUGAAUCGAAGCCAAAACCCAAGGUCUUCAUGCCCAACCUGGUGCCUCCCAAGAUCCCAGAUGGAGAGAGAUUGGAUUUUGAUGACAUUCACCGCAAGCGCAUGGAGAAGGACCUGAACGAGCUGCAGGCCCUCAUCGAAGCCCACUUUGAGAGCAGGAAGAAGGAGGAAGAGGAGCUCCUGUCCCUCAAGGACAGGAUUGAGCAGCGGCGAGCGGAGCGGGCAGAGCAGCAGCGGAUCCGCAGCGAGCGGGAGAAGGAGCGCCAGGCCCGCAUGGCCGAAGAAAGAGCUCGCAAGGAGGAGGAGGAGGCGCGGAAGAGGGCGGAGGAGGAGGCGCGGAAGAAGAAGGCCUUCUCCAACAUGCUGCACUUCGGGGGUUACAUGCAGAAGUCAGAGAAAAAGGGCGGGAAGAAGCAAACGGAGCGGGAAAAGAAGAAGAAGAUCCUCAGUGAGCGACGGAAGCCCCUGAACAUCGACCACCUCAGUGAGGACAAGCUGAGGGACAAGGCCAAGGAACUGUGGCAGAACAUCCAUGAUCUGGAGGCUGAGAAAUUUGACCUGCAGGAGAAGUUCAAGCGGCAGAAAUAUGAGAUCAAUGUCCUUCGAAACCGUAUCAGCGACCACCAGAAAGUCAAAGGGUCCAAGGGUGCCCGUGGGAAGACCAUGGUGGGCAGCCGAAGGAAGUAGAGGCUCAGGGACAGAGGAGGCCGAGCCCCAGGAGCUGCAGUGGCUGCACAGAGCCCUGGCUGCAGGAAUGGGGGUUCUGGGGAGCAGAGGCCUCACGAGGUUCCCAUCUUCACACCCCAGUGGUGUUGUGUCUGUAAAUAAAGAGGUGAUGAGGGGGUGCAGGUGUGGUCUCCAUCCUGAGGCUCUGAUCCCAGAUAACACAGCACAGCUGUAGGAGUUGCCUACCUGCUCCCCAGGCUGUGAGAGGUCACAGCAAAUACCCAGGACCCCACAAGGAACCUCCCAACAUCAUCUCAGCGACAGUCCUUUGCAAGGUUUGGUGAUAGACCUCAGUGGUCUGAGCUGCUUUUCCUGCUGCACUUUGGGCAAUCCUCGUCAUGGCCACUUUUUUCUGCUUUUGCUGUACCAGAGCCCCACUCACUCCUCUCUGGUCACAGCUGGGGACACCAAGGACAGGGGCACCGCUUCCAAAGCUCUUGGUCCAUGGAAUAGACACUAAUUCACUUUC